Neodiprion fabricii is the source of this 4045-nucleotide messenger RNA. Its product is annotated as SCY1-like protein 2. The transcript has 6 exons. Gene Ontology annotation, molecular function: protein kinase activity; ATP binding. The coding region runs from base 564 to 3176 and encodes 870 amino acids. Gene Ontology annotation, biological process: protein phosphorylation. NCBI's taxonomy places the organism in Eukaryota, Metazoa, Arthropoda, Insecta, Hymenoptera, Diprionidae. The record is from RefSeq and is a predicted model, not a curated record.
GUUACGUGCCGUGCACGACGCGCCUUCUUAGUUGUUUGAAAAUGAUACCCAUGGCUAACUGCUUUCAGCAAACUUCAAUCAACGAUAUUACUUACCGUACGCAUAGAUGUAUGUUUUUUUCACUGAAACAAAACCGAAAGUCAUAACGUACUUACUUUUGUUAAGAAACAACCACAAAGUAGUAGAAACAACUUAUGAAUGGCCUCGACUCCAGCUUUCGUUGAGUAAACCACAGGGUGCGCUCUUUCAUUCGUCCGUUGCGCGUAGAUUGUAUCUCCAUUUCUUACUAAAUAUCCAAGUACGACGGAGACAAAUAUAGGUAUUCAUGCAUACCUGCGCAGAGAGAAUAAAAGAACGUACCCCACAUGCAGGCAUGUGGCUGCAUUAGUCAUCAGCCGUAGGUGGGCGAUGUGUCAAAUAAAGUGACAUUCGACAUAUCGGUUUAAUUGUAAAUAUGUACAAUUACAGCGUUGAUAAAGCUGAGCUGUGAAGGUCUGGUCAACGGUAUAGAACAACAUUCUCCAUCCAUUCAGUGAAACUGAUAUUAAUCAAGAGUUACAAAUAUGGACGUCUUGAACAAGCUCCGAAACACAGUGAGCAACACCAUAAGCAAUACUAUAAGCAACACUGUUAACAGUACAGCUUAUGGUCUCUCCCAACUGUCAAGUGUUCUGCCUGGAAAUCCAGUAACCAGAGAAUUUGAAGCAACUGCACAUGUCGGCAGCGCUGGUCCAGGCCUGCUAUGGAAGGUUUACAGUGGUUAUAAAAAAUCAACCAAACAGGAAGCAGCUAUAUUUGUCUUUGAGAAACGCCAGCUAGACCGAUGGUCUGGAAAAGUUGAGCGUGAAGCUGUUCUUGAUUCUCUCAGACGUGGGGUUACUCAAAUCACAAAACUCCGCCAUCCUCAGGUUCUGAUAGUUCAGCAUCCGCUGGAGGAGUCGCGGGACAGUUUAGCCUUUGCUACCGAACCAGUAUUUGCAAGCCUUGCUAACGUACUAGGCCGGCUUGAUAAUGUACCUCAACCAACGCCAGCUGCUUUAAGAGAUUAUAAACUACUUGAUGUCGAAAUUCGCUACGGUCUCAUGCAGCUAGGCGAAGGUUUAGCCUUUCUCCAUACUGAUGUCAAACUGUUGCACAGAAAUUUGUGCCCAGAAGCCAUUAUGAUCAAUGGACAUGGAGCCUGGAAAAUUUUUGGAUUUGAUUUCUGUGCUGUUAAUCAGAGCCCGAACGAUAAACAGCCAUCGUGGUCAUAUGCAGAUUAUGAUCCAACAAUACCGAGUAUAGCACAGCCAUCUUUAGAUUAUUUAGCACCUGAGUGUGCAAUUGCAGGCAGCUGCAGUCCACCUAGUGAUAUUUUUUCACUGGGCAUGCUCGUGUAUGUCUUACAUUCACCAGGGGGCCGUCCACUGAACGAAUGUCAUGGAGAUCCAUCAAAAUGCCGACGCUUUUUGGGAGAUCUAAAGAACUCUCUUUCCUCAUCUAAACUUAGUCACAUUCCUGAACCACUAAGAGAUACUACAAAACUCAUGCUAAGUAAUAAUCCUGAACUGAGACCAGAUGCGCAUCAAUUUAUUAAGAUUGAUUACUUUACCGAUAUUGGAGUGCGGACAUUGAACUAUUUGGACAAACUCUUUCAAUGGGACAAUCUACAAAAGUCCCAGUUUUACAAAGGUCUGCCAAAAGUAAUAAAGCAACUUCCGCACAGAGUUGCCCUACACAGAGUAUUACCAGCCCUCUACAAAGAAUUUGUUAAUGCUCCAAUGGUGCCUUUUGUACUCCCAAGUGUACUACAAGUAUCGGAAAAUGGCACUGCAGAAGAAUUCAAGGAACACAUUUUACCCAACCUAAAACCUGUGUUGGCACUGGAAGACCCACCACAGGUCAGCUUAGUUUUACUACAACGUGUCGAUCUACUUUUGAAACUGUGCCCGGCUGAUGCGAUCAGAAACGAUGUCCUGCCACUUCUUACACGAGCACUAGAUUCCGAUUGGGAGCAGCUGCAAGAGCUCUGCCUUGCUGCACUCCCUUCUAUAGCCAACUUGAUCGAUGGACCAUCAAUGAAAAAUGCGAUUUUACCUAGAAUUAAAAAAUUAUGUCUAGCAAGUAAAGGUAGUACCAACUUGGGGGUGAGGGUGAACUGUCUUCUGUGCCUUGCUAAAAUGCUAGACCACUUGGACAAGUGGUUGAUUCUAGAUCAAAUUCUUCCAUUUCUCCAAGAAGUCCCACAUUCUGGCGAACCUGCCGUUUUAAUGGCCAUUAUAGGUAUUUACAAGCUGGUACUGACCCACAGCAAGCUGGGCAUGAGUAAGGAGAUGUUGGCAACUCGAAUUUUGCCAUUUCUGCUUCCAUUCUGUGUUGAACCAGGACUUAGUCCCACACAAUUUGAAACACUAGCUUCGCUUGUGGGAGAUAUGGUGACACGAGUUACCUCUGAGCAUCGUGAAGCUCUCCGUCAACUGGAUGCUGUCCGAAAGGAAGCUCAACAAUUUGAUCAGGCUCUUUCCCAAGCUGGCAAUCCUACAUCUAGUAGUUUGAGUGACACGUUCGCUGGAAUUGAACUAGCACCACCGCCUACUGCUGCGGCAAAAACGUGCGAUACAAAAGUACUCAGCCUACAAGAGAAGCAAAAACUUGUCCAGCAACAAGAAGCACAUCAGAGACUGCAAGCCCAAGCGCCAAUGGCUCCAAAGCCAAUUGUUCAACCUGUGAAAUCCAAGCCCAAAGAUCUAACUGACACGCUUUUACAAAAUAAUCUAAAUCAGCUGAACAAACCUUUAACUAAGUCUUCAAGUUCUGAAUCAAAUUAUGCCGCCUUGCAGUCUCCGUCCUGGGGAAAGACUGGAAUGACUAACGGUAUGACAAACAGUCAAACUCAGUGGGGUGGUCUAGCAAUCACAGCUGGACCACAAACUGUUCAAAACCCAAUGUCAGGUUGGAGUUCAAACGCAAUGAAUCCAACUAUGAAUUGGGGGGGAUCUCAGCAAUCUGCACCAAACUGGAAUCAGACUAGAGUCAAUCAAAAUAUAGGUCAGAAUUGGGGAUCAUCUGUAAAUUCUGGAAUAAGGCCACAAUGGAGACCGGAAGGAGGGGCACAGGGGAUGUCUCAACCUCUUGUAUCCCAACCACAAACUACUCCGAAUCUAUCCACACAAGACAUUAUGGACUUACUUAGCUAAUACAAACUGACUGCAUUAGAGAAUAGUUUAAUAUUCGACUUAACUGUUACAAAGUGAUACUCAAGCAUUACAGGUGAAUAUAUUGCAGAUAGAUUUUUCUGUACUAGUUCUGCUCAUGUUAUUGUAAAAUUGAAAUGAAAGGAUGUUUUGCUUCUUUCCUUUUGCAGGAACCACGGAAUUCGGGACUCGUACUUGUAAAAUCGCGACAAAGUUUGGAAGAUUUCUACAAGAAUACAUGCACCUCGUUAUUAGUGACUAUUUCCGUUGUACAUGCUAGAAAUGACUGUUUGGUAACUGUUAUCAACUUGGAUUCAUCUUUUUUUUCGACAAUUGUUAUUAUGAUACAAAUUCGAAUAAACUGGUUAACUAUAAGCAUCAGAUUUAAAAUUUGUGACAGUUUACAUUUUUAUAAUGUAAUCACGAAUUUUACCCGUUUUGUAGAAAAUUACGUUAUAAAUACACCUACAUUAAAAUUUACGAACAUAAUCUAUAAAGUACUGUUUACAGUGUAUUUAUAAAUUUAGUUUAAUCAAAAAUCACGUAUUUAAUUGGAAUUUAUCCAAGAAUUUCACUCACGUUCACAGUAACUCAUACUUUAUACCCUAAAAUAUCUAUAUGCAUUGGUGCAUUUCAUAUAGAAUAUAGAUUGAGUUUUUCUAAAUACACAAAGUAUGUUCAUAUCAGUAAACUAACAGAGUGUUAUGCUUUUCUAACAUAAAUCUAGCUGAAAUGAGUACUUAUGUAAUAUGUAUAGUGAAGUAAAUUAUUUUUCAAUUAACUAUCCCUAUACAAUUACAUAACUGAGAUAACAUAAAAGAUAUCCAAUCUAACUAUAUAACCAGAUUCAAUAAAGAAUAGAAUUCGAUUUU